AGAUGAUGUUGCUCGAUUUUCAACAAACCUAUGCACAUGUUACCUUCGGUCUUUCCAUAUUUUCAAAUUGUUUAUUGCUUUCUUUAUUGCUGUUUCGAAGUGACCGAAAUCUUGGAAGCUACAAAUAUUUGAUGUUUGCAUUCUCAUUUUUGGGGAUUUUCUUCUCAAUCGUCGACUUUUUGAAUAAGCCGAUGGUGCACAUUUUUGGUGGAGCAUACUUGGUAUUCAGUCUGAACUCUCUUGGCCUUCCUCAUUUCCUAGCAAAUUGGUUCAACGCACUUAACUGUUCAUGUUAUGGAAUGACAAUAUCAUUAUUGGCUGUUCAUUUUAUUUAUCGAUACUUGGCAGUUUGUAGACCAAAUCAAAUGAGCUGGUUCAUGUGGCCUCAUGCAAUUGUUUGGUUUUUGUUUUGCUCCGAAAUUUCCUUUGAAUGGUGGAUUACUGCGGUGUUAUUUGCUGGAGAAACUACAAAAAUUGAUGAACUGAUCAAAGACUCAAUGGAAACCAAUUACAAUUUGACAAAAGGAGAAUUUAUUUAUGCAGCUUCUCUUUAUUAUAAAACUGAUGAUUCCGGGGCCAAAGCAAUUUCAUGGCCUGAUAUAUUGUUUGCAGUCAAUGUGGUCAAGCUUAUUAGUAUCUGCAUGAUCAUUGUUUUAUUUUGCGGAAUUUCAACAUUUCGAAAACUUCGAACACUUCGUCAUUAUUCGAAACGAACGACAAAUCUUCAAAAUCAACUUUUCAAAGCUCUAGUGACUCAAACCAUUAUUCCAGUCGUCACAAUGUUCAUACCUGCAGCUGUUAUGAUGUUAGCUCCGUUGUUUGAAGUAACUCUAGGAUCUUACGAAGUUCUGGUUAUGCCAGUAAUAACAACAUAUCCGUGUGUUGAUCCAAUAGUUGUCAUAUUCUUUGUAAAAGAUUACCGACAAGCAAUAUGGCAGACGAUUCGAUGCAAAAGAUGUCUCUUUAGCAGAAGCCGAUACUCUCUUCGUGGAACUGCUGUGUCAUUUAUAACCGAGGCGUCAUGAUAAUUUUUGAAAUUUUAAUUACAUAUUUCUGUGGAUGCUCAUGUUGGUGAAAAUUUAAAAUAUAUCUCAAAAGUUCAACGGGUGAAUUCUAAUAGUCUAAUAAAUACGUUUAAUUGC
Molecule: messenger RNA, 1142 nt
Organism: Caenorhabditis elegans
Lineage: Eukaryota; Metazoa; Nematoda; Chromadorea; Rhabditida; Rhabditidae
Gene: str-90
Product: Serpentine receptor class r-10
Exons: 7
Coding region: 6-1025 (339 amino acids)
Biological process (GO): detection of chemical stimulus involved in sensory perception of smell
Cellular component (GO): ciliary membrane
Source: RefSeq, marked reviewed